Messenger RNA from Staurois parvus, 315 nucleotides. The record is from the annotation of a GenBank genome assembly. Lineage: Eukaryota; Metazoa; Chordata; Amphibia; Anura; Ranidae.
GGGUGAUGAGAGGUGACAUAGGGGUGAUGAGAGGUGACAUAGGGGUGAUGAGAGGUGACAUAGGGGCGAUGAGAGGUGACAUAGGGGUGAUGAGAGGUGACAUAGGGGUGAUGAGAGGUGACAUAGGGGCGAUGAGAGGUGACAUAGGGGCGAUGAGAGGUGACAUAGGGGUGAUGAGAGGUGACAUAGGGGUGAUGAGAGGUGACAUAGGGGCGAUGAGAGGUGACAUAGAGUGAUGAGAGGUGACAUAGGGGUGAUGAGAGGUGACAUAGGGGCGAUGAGAGGUGACAUAGGGGUGAUGAGAGGUGACAUAGG